This is a messenger RNA of Mus caroli (Ryukyu mouse), 5166 nucleotides long. Lineage: Eukaryota; Metazoa; Chordata; Mammalia; Rodentia; Muridae. The record is from RefSeq and is a predicted model, not a curated record.
AUGGGGCAGACUAUAACGACCCCCCUAAGUUUGACUUUAGACCACUGGACUGAAGUUAGAUCAAGGGCCCAUAAUCUUUCAGUAGAAAUUAAGAAAGGACCUUGGCAGACUUUUUGCAUCUCCGAGUGGCCAGCUUUUGAUGUAGGAUGGCCACCGGAGGGGACUUUUGAUUUGACUCGUAUUUUUGAAGUUAAAGCCAUUGUCUUUCAGAAUGGACCUGGGUCCCACCCAGAUCAACAGCCUUACAUUACUGUUUGGCAGGACCUCGUCCAGAAUCCUCCACCUUGGAUCAAACCAUGGAUUCUCCAGCAUAGGUCAGGCUCCUGAGCCCUGACUCUACGAGAAGCAAAAAUGAAACCACAGGCUCCACCUGAAACGCAGCCUCCUUUUCAACCCACAGCUCCCCCCAAGAUCUAUCCUGAGAUUGAAGGGCCUCAGUGGCCAGAGUCCCCUUCCCCUCCUCCCUAUCCUCUGCCUCCGCAGGUCCCUGUGCCAGGCUCUGGGAUUGCUGCCAGUGCGGUCAGAGGGCCAGCAGCGGGGACCCAGAGCCGACGAGCCCAGAGUCCCCCAGCAGAUAGAGUUCCUGACACUACUUCUGCUUUUCCUUUACAGGCUGUGGGUGACCUGCCCACAGACCUGCAGUCUCUUCAGACCCUCCAAUAUUGGCCUUUUUCAUCAGCUGAUCUGUAUAAUUGGAAAACUAACCAUGCCUCCUUUUCUGAGAAUCCGACCAGCCUUAUGGGGCUGGUAGAGUCUCUCAUGUUUUCUCAUCAACCCACUUGGGGUGAUUGUCAGCAACUCCUCCAGGUUCUGUUUACUACUGAAGAAGAGCGCAUUCUCCUGGAGGCUCGGAAAAAUGUUCCUGGAGUGAAUGGAGCCCCAACCAACCUACCUAAUGAGAUUAAUGCUGGGUUCCCUCUGGAUCGACCAGAUUGGAACUACAACAGAGCUCAAGGUAGGGAGAGACUGGCAGUUUACUGCCGGGCUCUGGUCGCAGGUCUAAAGGGAGCGGCGAGAUGCCCCACCAAUUUGGCUAAGGUAAGGGAAGUGAUGCAGGGCCCUACCGAGCCCCCAUCUGUUUUUCUGGAAAGAUUGAUGGAAGCUUAUAGAUGCUAUACUCCUUUUGACCCGAUCUCUGAGAGCCAACAAGCUGCAGUUGCAAUGGCUUUUAUAGGACAAUCAGCAUUAGAUAUUAAAAGAAAGUUAAAGAGACUAGAAGGAUUACAUGCCACGGCUUUACAGGAUUUUGUUAAGGAGGCAGAGAAGGUGUAUCAUAAGAGAGAAACAGAGGAAGAGAAGAGAGAGAGGGAAAAGCGAGAAGAAGAAGAGGGAGAGAAACAAAGGGAAAGAAGACAGGAGAGGAAUUUAAGCAGGAUUUUGGCCACAGUAGUAGGGGAACGUGAAGGAAGGAAUAGGCCAGAGAAUAGACAGACAGGGUACCUGGGCAACAAGGAACCCAGACCUGGAGGAAGAAGAUCUGUCCAUAAGAUUUUAGAGAAGGACCAAUGUGCCUAUUGCAAGGAAAGAGGACAUUGGGCACAGGAAUGCCCAAAGAAGAAGGGAAGGGCCCCUAAGGUCCUGACUCUGAAAGAUGAUGAAUAGGGGAGACGGGGCUCGGACCCCCUCCCCGAGCCUAGGGUAACCCUGAUGGUGGAGGGGACCCCCAUGGACUUUUUAAUUGAUACAGGGGCAGAGCAUUCUGUGAUGAAACAUCCACUGGGAAAAUUAAAAAAUAAAAAAAACAUAGUGAUUGGAGCCACUGGUCAGAAACAAUACCCCUGGACCACUGCACGCACUGUAAAUCUGGGGAAAGGCCAAGUGAGUCAUUCCUUCUUGGUCAUUCCUGAGUGUCCCACACUGCUUCUAGGAAGAGAUCUUCUGACUAAAUUAAAGGCCCAGAUCAGAUUUACCCAAGAAGGGCUGAGAGUAUGUUGGGAAUCUCCCACCUCCAUAGUCUUAGCCCUGCAGCUUGAGGAAGAAUACCGAUUGCAUGAAGGCAUAAAGCAAACGGAGGUGCCAGACCUAAAAGACUGGUUGACUGCUUUCCCUAGAGCAUGGGCAGAGACUGGAGGCAUGAAAAUGGCUGUCAGAGUUCCCCCUGUGGUUGUGGGACUGAAGACAGAUGCAACUCCUAUAGGAGUGCGCCAAUACCCAAUGAGCCGUGAAGCAAGAGAUGGAAUCAGGCCACAUAUUCAGAGACUAUUACAAUUAGGUAUUUUGGUACCUUGCCAGUCACCCUGGAAUACUCCUUUACUGCCGGUAAAGAAACCUGGCACGAGUGACUACUGACCAGUCCAAGACCUGAGAGAGGUCAAUAAGAGGGUUCAAGAUAUUCACCCAACUGUUCCUAAUCCCUAUAACCUCCUCAGCUCACUCCCUCCAGAGCGAAAAUGGUACACAGUACUUAAUUUAAAAGAUGCUUUCUUUUGCCUGAAGUCACAUCCCUCCAGCCAGCCCAUAUUCGCCUUUGAGUGGAGAGAUCCUGACACUGGACAAACGGGACAAUUGACCUGGACACGGUUACCCCAGGGGUUCAAAAACUCCCCCACCCUUUUUGAUGAGGCUCUACAUUGAGAUUUAGCCUCCCUCUGAACUGAAACUCUGCUUCAAUAUGUUGAUGACUUGCAUCUUGCUGCAACCACGGAGAGAGAAUGCUGGCAGGGGACCAAGAGAUUGCUAGCAGAACUGGGUGAGUUGGGUUACCGGGCUUCUGCUAAAAAAGCCCAGCUAUGUCAGAUGGAAGUAGUCUACUUGGGAUAUACCCUCUGGGAUGGAAAACAGUGGCUGACAGAGGCUAGAAAAAGGACUGUGACUCAAAUACCAACACCGGUUACUCCAAGGCAGGUGAGAGAAUUCUUGGGCACCGCUGGGUUCUGCAGACUUUGGAUACCUGGGUUUGCAACACUGGCCUCCCCCCUGUACUCCCUGACCAAGGAAAGUGGAGAAUUUAGAUGGACAUCAGAACAUCAGAAAACCUUUGAAAAUAUUAAGGAGGCCCUGCAGACUGCGCCAGCCUUGGCACUGCCAGAUCUAACCAAGCCCUUCAUCCUCUAUGUUGAUGAGAGGGCAGGGGUGGCCAGAGGAGUUCUUACUCAGGCUCUAGGGCCGUGGAAGAGGCCAGUGGCAUAUUUGUCUAAGAAGCUAGACCCAGUGGCCAGCGGAUGGCCCACAUGUUUAAAGGCCAUUGCUGCAGUAGCCCUACUCAUUAAGGAUGCUGACAAAUUAACUCUGGGACAGCAAAUAACUGUGGUAGCCCCCCACUCUCUUGAAAGCAUUAUCCGUCAGCCCCCAGACCGUGUGACAAAUGCCCGGAUGACUCAUUACCAGAGUCUGCUGCUGACUGAAUGGGUCGUGUUUGCCCUCCCGCCCCCCGCUAUUCUCAACCCUGCCACCUUCCUUCUUGAAACAGAUGAUUCCUCACCCAUUCACUGCUGUGCAGACAUCCUUGUGGAGGAAAUUGGGAUCCGAAGUGAUCUACGUGACCAGCCGUGGCCAGGUGUUCCAAACUGGUACACAGACGGAAGCAGUUUCCUAGUAGAAGGUAAGAGGAUGGCAGGGGCAGCGGUGGUAGAUGGUAAGUGAGUCAUGUGGGCUGGCAGCCUGCCAGAAGGUAUGUCAGCUCAAAAAGCUGAAUUAAUUGCCGUGACCCAGGCCCUUCGGAUGGCUGAGGGGCAGUCCAUCAACAUUUACACCGAUAGCAGGUAUGCUUUUGCUACAGCCCACGUCCAUGGUGCCAUCUAUAGACAAAGAGGGUUGCUGACAUCAGCAGGCAAGGACAUAAAAAAUAAAGAGGAGAUUUUGAGCCUCCUUGAGGCUAGUCAUCUGCCUGCCAAAGUGGCCACUAUACAUUUUCCUGGACAUCAAAAAGGACACGAUGCUGUGACAAGGGGAAAUAAUAUGGCUGAUGUUAAAGCUAAACAGGCUGCACUCGGCCCUAAGAUUCUGCCCUUCAGGACUCAACAGAUAGAACCGUUCCAGAAAUAUACACCUGAAGAUAUAAAAUUAAUGGACAAUUUAGGGUUUACUGCAAAAAAUUCACAGGGCCAACGAGCAGCCAGUAAUGUUAAAAUAAUAUUACCACAAAAAGAAGGGAAGAGAUUUAUUGAAAAUAUACAUCGGUUGUCCAACCUGGGAGUCAAACACCUGCAAACACUGGUUAAAGCAUCUGCUUUUUAUGUUUUAAGACUCUCUGAUGUUGCAGAAGCAGUAGUUAAGAACUGUGUACCGUGUGCCAUGACUAAUGCAGGACAUUCGAGAUAUCCCCCAGGGAGAAGACUACAAGGCGAUCACCCUGGAGCCUAUUGGGAAGUAGAUUUUACUGAAGUAAAGCCAGCUAAGUAUGGUAAUAAAUAUCUUUUAGUUUUUAUAGAUAACUUUUCAGGAAGGGUGGAGGCCUACCCAACAAAAAAAGAAACAGCCAAUGUUGUGGUUAAGAAAAUCCUAGAAGAAAUUUUUCCACGGUUUGGAAUACCUAAGGUAAUAGGGUCUGAUAAUGGACCCACCUUUGUUGCCCAGGUAAGUCAGGGACUGGCCAUCCAACUGGGGAUUGAUUGGAAAUUACAUUGUGCUUAUAGACCCCAGAGUUCAGGACAGGUAGAAAGGAUGAAUAGAACCCUAAAAGAAACCUUGACUAAAUUGACAAUAGAGAUGGGCAGGAAUGACUGGACAGCCCUCCUUCCCUUUGCUUUGUUCCGUGUUAGGAACACACCAGGAAAAUUUAAGCUUACUCCAUAUGAAAUUCUGUACGGGGGACCUCCCCCGCUCACUGAAGUAGGGAGAGUGCCAGAUUUUCUAGAAUUUAACCCUGGUUCUUCAUUGUUUACACGCAUGAAAGCCCUAGAAGUGGUCAGAAACACUGCCUGGGAGCAGCUCAAGGAGGCCUAUGAACCAGGAGAUUUGAUGGUAUCUCACCAGUUCCAGGUGGGAGAUACAGUUCUUGUCAGACGACAUCGAGCUGGCAAUCUAGAACCUCGGUGGAAAGGCCCUUACAUUGUACUACUGACCACCCCCACUGCUGUCAAAGUAGAAGGCAUCUCUGCUUGGAUUCACGCCUCUCACGUAAAGCGAGCUCCUGGAGAACUUCAAGAUGAAUGGGAAUUGGAAAGGACUGAUAAUCCUCUUAAGUUAUGCCUAUUUCGUCGGCGCCAUCCUGAAAGAGAAGAGUGA